CCACCCCUCCCCUCACUCUCCAAAUCACAAGCGGGCGACGGUUCGUUUCCAGCCCAUUCUCUCCCGUGGCAGCGUGUUGGGAAGAAACAUUUAACGCAGAUUUUAUGUUUUUUUGCUCUCAGAUGAUACUUUGUUGUUGUUUUUGUUGUUGAUCGAGCAGCGAGAAACUGGAGAUGAAUCAAUCGGGCGGAUGCGGCCAACGCGUAAAAGUUGUGGAUGGUCACUUCUUCGCGUAAACAUUUGAAGGAUUAUUUCAUCUCCAAAAGUUGCGGCGCAAAACAAGAGCGGGUUAAAUUCUUCCCUUUGCAACAAUAUCGCCCCGCAAUCAGGCUGGAAGACCAUCGGAUCCGGAGAACACAGCGAAUCCGCAGAGCGCAGAUGAUCGCAACUGGGGUUUGUGGUGUCGCGCUGGUGCUGGUGUUGGUGGUUCUGAUCCCGGUUGUUGUGAACAGCGCCGGGAACCCUGCCCGCUACGAGAUGCUCGGCUCCUGUCAAAUGGUGUGCGACCCCCACGGCACCGCGACCACCGCCACGGCCACGGCCAAGGCAUCCAACCCGGUCAAAGACAACCGCCUGGUUCAGUCUCUCCCAACCUUCAUCCAGGGUCCCAAAGGAGAGCCGGGGCGCGUCGGCAGGAUGGGUCAGAGGGGUCCGGUUGGCGAACCCGGGCCACCUGGACCCGCCGGUCCGCCCGGUGAGAGGGGGGCACCGGGUCCACCUGGAUCCCCAGGCGCAAAUGGGCCCAACGGUGCCAUCAGCGCUGCCACUUACAACACCAUCCCUCGCAUCGCGUUCUACGCCGGACUGAAGAAGCAGCACGAGGGUUAUGAGGUGCUGAAGUUCGACGACGUAGUCACGAAUCUGGGCAACCACUAUGACCCCUCUUCGGGAAAAUUCACCUGCUCAAUACCGGGGAUCUACUUCUUUGUUUACCAUGUGCUGAUGCGGGGCGGAGAUGGAACCAGCAUGUGGGCCGACCUCUGCAAGAACAACCAGGUGAGAGCCAGCGCCAUCGCGCAGGACGCCGAUCAGAACUACGACUACGCCAGCAACAGCGCGGUCCUGCACCUGGAGCCCGGGGACGAGAUUUACAUCAAGCUGGACGGCGGGAAGGCGCACGGGGGGAACAACAACAAGUACAGCACCUUCUCCGGCUUCAUGCUGUACGCCGACUGAGACGCGGGAGGUCCGCCGUGCGUAAAACUCGCUCCACCGCUUUCCAUGUCAGUCGGAUUAUUGGGGAGGAAGAGCUCACCAUUUACAUGUUGCAGAAGAGCUGAAAGGACCUCAUGCGGGGGAAAAAAAAGAAACCCUCUACUUUACCAAAACUCGAUAGUGAAUGUUAAAAGUGAGAAAUGUAACCUUGUCCGAUUGAUUAAACCGAUUAGCUUUACUAAUUAUGUAAACAUGUUCUGCUGUGGCAACAUACCGUUUGUGGACUGAACGUUCAAUGAAUUCACCUCCAGCGCAAAAAGUAUACUCACAUAAUCACCGCACAGAGUGUAGUUAGUCCACGUGUGCUUUAUUUGCUGAAAUACAUUCGUUGCGUUUUGAGUGAAAAAUGUUAAAAGUCGUAGUGAUGCAUGAUUAUGUAAAAACAACAUUUCAAAUGUAAAAACACUGUAAAGGGCCGUUCUGAUGUCCAUAUUGAAGCACUGUCUAAACGUCAUCAUAUAUAACUAUUGCCCCUGGUUGGGGGCAACAGGGUGGCGUCAUCCACCAGAAAUGUUCCCUUAAUUGUGACUGAUGAUUGUCAAGCCUGUCAUGCUGUGUGUAAAAUACCACUGAAAAAUAAAUCCUCGGGCUCACUUUUGAA
Messenger RNA from Gasterosteus aculeatus aculeatus (three-spined stickleback), 1816 nucleotides. RefSeq names its product complement component 1, q subcomponent-like 3b (gene c1ql3b). The record is from RefSeq and is a predicted model, not a curated record. Gene Ontology annotation, molecular function: protein binding. NCBI's taxonomy places the organism in Eukaryota, Metazoa, Chordata, Actinopteri, Perciformes, Gasterosteidae.